This is a messenger RNA of Geodia barretti, 1048 nucleotides long. The record is from the annotation of a GenBank genome assembly. Lineage: Eukaryota; Metazoa; Porifera; Demospongiae; Tetractinellida; Geodiidae.
CAAAAGGCGGGGAGAAAAUACAGUGUUUUGUAAUAUGCCACCUAGGAAAAAGAAAGCAGAAGACAGGGAGAUUGAGGCCCUGAAAGCUCGCAGGAAAAAAGCCCAGGAAAAGAACGAUAUCGUGGAGGAAGCAAAGCUGUGCAAUGCUAUUGGUGCAGUCUACACUAGAAAGGGGAGCCACGAGCAGGCCCUGCACUACCACCGCACGGAGCUGCACCUCUCAGAGGCCACCAGAGAUGCUCUGGAGACGGCCAUUGCACAUCGCAGGGUGGGAGAGUGCCUCUCCGAGCUGAGGGACUACGAGCAGGCCAUUGAACACACCAGACGGUAUCUCAAGAUGGCACGGGAAUUGGGUAAUCUGGUAGAGGAGCAGAGAGCUCUGGCGACAUUGGGACGGACGUACUUGAUGCAGUCAGAGUGUGUGGGGAAAGAGGAGGCCCGGGAGCUGAGGGUGCAGGCUGGAAAUGCCAAUCUCAAGAGUUUGGACAUCUGCGACAAGCUGAGUGGUGUAAAUUCAGACAGGGAGCUGCUGGAGAUGAGAUUGCGACUGUAUCUGAACCAGGGACUCAUCUACGAGGACAGCGGAGACAUACACAGUGCCAAGAAAUUCAUGGAGAAAGCCCUGGCCAUUGCAAGCCUGGGCUCCGUGUACCUCCUGCGGGAGAACAAGCCGGCCCUCGCCCUCCGCUGCUUCCGAGACGCUCUGAGCGUGUGUGGCGCGCAGCACAGCUGGUACCUGGAGGCCGAUGUCCUCCGUGAGAUGAGCCAGGCACAGCUCCUCUUGUCGAAUUUCGACGAGGCAAAGUCUUGUCUGAAGAAAGCGGUGAGAAUCUCGCUGGAAAACUCCCAACUGGCGGAGACCGAGGUCGAUCAGAGAAAGCUUAGCACAGUGAGGAAGGUGGUGCACUAUUCUCUGGAGAUGGAGGCACUGGGUGUGGAGAGGGCAGAGGAGAAGAUGAGACUGUGUGAGAAACUCGGGGACCUCUGCUGCUCUCUCAGAGCCUUCCCCGCUGCCAUAAAAUUCUAUGAACAACAGGUCAGUUUCUGA